CACACACACACACACACACACACACACUCAAAACUCGGCUCGGCCGCACCACAGCUGCUCCAAUCCCAGGAAAAGGCGAGCGAGUGGGCCAGGCGUGCGCACCCCUCUCCGUGCCCCACGCAGCGCUAGUCCGGGUCCCCAGCGCCGCGCUACGGACGGGUGUGCCGGAAAAUAAAGCAGAAAGGGUAAAGACAGAUCCUGAAAACACCCUGGCCACACACGCCACAACUUAAGCUCUUUCUCAGCUCCGGAGUGAAGACGGCUCCUGCAGCGACCUGAGCCCGUGAAAUCCGCGCCACUGUCGGUGAAGAGCCCACCUGCCGUUCCGCGACACGCCAGAGCAAAAAGUGGGGCUUGUCACUGUCCUGCUCAGGCAGUGCCCGGGGCUCCGGGCGCUCUCACCUCAAGUAGUUUGGAAUUCAACCUCGGCUCAGUCCCCAGCCCCUCGCGCUUUGGAGUGUCCCCCCGCGACCCAUGGAGUGGACACGCCACCGGGACCUCGCUAUGACAAGGGCGCGUAGGCUGCUCUGUCUGUGGCUGGGCUGCUUCUGCGUUAGCCUGGCGCAGGGAGAGAGACUGAAGCAGCAUUUCCCGGAGCUCAGCAAGACUGUGCCAGGUGACCUCUCAGCAGGUGGUGUUCCUGGGCCCCUGCUGCAGCCGCACGACAAGGUGUCCGAGCACAUGCUGCGGCUCUAUGACAGGUACAGCGGCGUCAAGGCCAAGGUGGCGCGGACACCAGGGUCCUCAGAGAGGGGCGCACAGCCCUUGCGUCCCAAGUCCCUGCGCGAAGGCAACACAGUUCGCAGCUUUCGAGCUGGAACAGCAGGUGAGUGUCCCAGGAGCACCCCUUUCUGCGGUCCCGCCCCAGGUCUCCCACACACCCCAUCUUCCAUAGCCUCCUCAUCUGAUCUAGGCCCUGUAGUGCUACCUGGAGACCUUUCCUCACCCUCCGCAGCUGCCCUCUGAGCCCUUCCUCCCAUCACACCCCGCAUUUCGCCAGCAAGUAAAUCCAGGUUUAGAGUCCC
This is a messenger RNA of Phyllostomus discolor (pale spear-nosed bat), 1025 nucleotides long. RefSeq names its product bone morphogenetic protein 3-like. NCBI's taxonomy places the organism in Eukaryota, Metazoa, Chordata, Mammalia, Chiroptera, Phyllostomidae. The coding region runs from base 475 to 966 and encodes 163 amino acids. The transcript has a single exon. The record is from RefSeq and is a predicted model, not a curated record.